CAAGAAUAGCCGGGGUGGUAGGCUUGGCUGCCAUCACUGGUAACUGUGGACACCCACUCCAGUCCCUUCGCAGGAGCCUGGUGGACCCAAUUCAUCCAGUAGCUGCUGAAGGUGAACCCAGAGGCUUGGCAGGUAGGUGCCUUAUCCGCCUCCGGGCAACUUCAAAUUUAGAAUUCAAAUGUUGGCUCUAACUCAGCGCCCUGAUAUUUUCAAUGAAACCAGCUGGAAAAUGGAAUUUCUCAGACCUUCUUAAAGAGGAAAAAUUGGUGUAAUCUCUACAUGGAUUCACUGUAAAUCAGAGGAGUAGUAUCGAUAGGCUUGGAAGAGACCUGUAAGGUCCUUGAAAUAGAGGAAGGAAAACAGCCUGGAUCACGGAAUAUUUACCGGCGAGUGUCUGGAGAGCAAUAUCAAAGGAGUAUAAGGCCAGCAGUACCAAACUUGAGACGCUGGUGUUGAAUCAGGGAGGGGCAGCUCAUGACAAGUGAGAGGAUUCAUGGAGGAGUUUCAAGCCAAGGCUGACAUUGGACAUGGCGGAAAGAAACGAAACAGCUGUGUCUGAGUUCAUCCUAGUGGGAUUUUCCAGUCUUGGUGAGAAACUGAAGAUUUUCCUCUUCCUGGUUCUUCUCCUCAUCUACCUGAUCACAAUAACAGGGAACGUGGUCAUCAUUUUCGUAGUGUGGGUGAAUCCCCGACUCCACUCUGCCAUGUACUUUUUCAUCGCCAAUUUGUCCUUCUUGGAAACGUGGUUCACCUCGGUCACAAGCCCUAAGCUGAUGCUGAACUUUCUCUCAAUCAGCCGAACCAUUUCGUUCCAUGGCUGCAUGGCCCAGUCCUUCUUCUAUUUUGCUUUGGGUGGUACAGAGUUAGCCUUCCUAGUGGUCAUGUCCUUUGAUCGCUAUGUUGCCAUCUGCCGCCCUUUGCAAUACGCCACCGUCAUGGAGCAGAGAUUCUGCAUCCAGCUAGUUCUUGGUACAUGGGUGGGAGGUUUUAUGCUUAUGAGUUUACGGAUGCUCCUGUUUUCGAAGUUGAGUUUCUGUGGGCCGAAUGUGAUCAACCAUUUCUUCUGUGACAACACACCCCUUUUCCUACUGUCCUGCUCUGACACCAGUAGGGUUAGAAGGGUGGAUUCUAUUUUGAUCUCAAUUUUAGUGCUGAGCUCAUUAGGCCUAACAAUGUUGUCAUAUGUGAGCAUCUUAUUUUCUAUUCUCCGAAUCCCAACGGCCACAGGCAGACAGAAAGCUUUUGCUACCUGUGGCUCCCAUCUCACCUCUUUGGCAAUUGCCUACGGAAGCUGCAUUGUGUUGUAUGCCAGGCCUUCAGGAAGUUCCUCCUUGGAUGUCAACAAAGGGGUGGCUCUGCUGAACACCGUACUGUACCCUUUCCUCAACCCCUUUAUCUACAGCCUCAGAAACAAGACUGUGAAACUCGCCCUGAGAGAAAUGUUUAGGCUGGGUACUGAAAAGUUGCUCCCCGAUCUGUGACAUGCUUCCAAAUAGAUACAAGAAAAGCAACAGAAAGAUAAUGGAAGGGCAUGAAUCGAUCCACUAAUCUGAAGUCCAAUUUUGUGUAAUACUCCUUCCUUCACAUGUAUUUUCUAUAAAUAAAUGUUCAGUUAAUUCUAUUAUUCAAGAAAAUAAUUAGAAUAAAUAAACCUUCCUUUAAAGUGCUGAACUGUCGCCCACUUGAGAUCAAUGUGCAAUUAUCCACAGAACAAACACCGCACGGAUAGUAGCAGAGCAAGUUUCCUUCAGGCCACACCACUUUCAAUAGGACUUGGGUACCAAAUAUCUGUUAGGCACUUUUUUCUCUUCAUGACUAUGGUUUCUGAGGACUUCACAGCACCCUUGCAUGGUAGGAAAACAUUAUCUUUAAUUUUUAUUGAUAGGGAACUUAGCCAAUGGUUAGAAUAAAUGAAUUGCCCAAGGUCAGACAAGAAAUCUGUGGCUGUGCUAGGAUUUAAAGUCAGGUUUCCUGAGUCCAAGAUUGCUCAAAAAUCCAAUGGACUAAGACCACAGGAUGUAUGGAGAAAUAUUCAGCAGCCUCAUAUCUCGAAUGUCAGAUUUCAGACCUUCAUCAUUUCUAUCAGUAGCUGUAGAAGGUUAGUCACAGUAUGGAGGUUUCUUAGAUACAGAAUGAAUUGCCAGAGAGAGAUUCUUCAGCUGCAGUUCCUGCUGGUUUGCAGACAUUCCUGCGAUAUGAAAGACACCGGGUCAACUCCCAGCUUCAAAUCAGGCCAUAUAGUGUUUGGAAUCUGUAUCUCCCAUGUUCCAAGACAUUAUCCAAACCAUAGGCCUCUAGGGUCAGAGCUGGUUUGUCUCUAGAAUUGACUAAUAACACUACCCUGAACAGAGAAACUCUUUCAUAAUUCAUGUCCAAAUGUCUAGGAUUUAUUCUGAUGCAGAAUGAGAACACAUUUCCCACCAUCUCCC
Molecule: messenger RNA, 2429 nt
Organism: Chelonia mydas (Green sea turtle)
Lineage: Eukaryota; Metazoa; Chordata; Testudines; Cheloniidae
Product: olfactory receptor 6M1-like
Exons: 4
Coding region: 528-1481 (317 amino acids)
Biological process (GO): G protein-coupled receptor signaling pathway
Cellular component (GO): membrane
Molecular function (GO): G protein-coupled receptor activity; olfactory receptor activity
Source: RefSeq, a predicted model, not a curated record